AUGCUGACUCGCCUUUUCCGUAUGCACGGCCUCCUGGUGGCCUCCCACCCCUGGGAGGUGAUCGUUGGCACCGUCACCCUCACUGUCUGCAUGAUGUCCAUGAACAUGUUCACAGGUAAUAACCAGGUCUGUGGAUGGAACUUUGAUUGCCCCAAAAGUGAAGAGCAAAUACUGAGCAGUGACAUCAUCAUCCUGACCAUUACACGCUGCAUUGCCAUCGUCUACAUUUACUUCCAGUUCCAGAACCUGAGACAGCUGGGAUCCAAAUACAUUUUAGGCAUUGCUGGUCUUUUCACAAUUUUCUCCAGCUUUGUCUUCAGCACAGUUGUCAUUCACUUCCUGGACAAAGAGCUCACAGGACUCAAUGAGGCUUUGCCUUUUUUCUUGCUCCUCAUCGACCUAUCCAAGGCAUGUGCUCUUGCCAAGUUUGCCCUGAGCUCCAGUAGUCAGGACGAAGUGAGAGACAACAUUGCUCGUGGCAUGGCAGUCCUGGGACCAACUUUCACUCUGGACGCUCUGGUGGAAUGUUUAGUGAUUGGAGUGGGAACCAUGUCAGGUGUGCGUCAGUUGGAAAUCAUGUGCUGCUUUGGCUGCAUGUCAGUUUUGGCCAAUUAUUUUGUGUUUAUGACGUUCUUCCCGGCCUGUGUCUCACUGGUGUUGGAGCUGUCCCGUGAGAGUCAGGAGGGUCACCCUAUCUGGCAGUUAAGUCACUUCUCUGGAGUGAUUGAGGAGGACAACAAACCCAACCCUGUAACCCAGCGAGUCAAAAUGAUCAUGUCUUUAGGAUUGGUGAUGGUCCACGCUCACAGCCGAUGGAUCGCCGAGCCCUUGUCUGCCAACUCUACAGUGGGGUUCUCUCAAGUUGGCAUUGAGCUGAACGAAUUCUCCCCCAGAAGAAUUGAGCCAGAGAAACCACUGUGGCAGUUCUACCUCACUAGGAUGAUAACAAUGGACAUAGAGCAGGUGAUCUGUCUGGCUUUGGCUCUACUGCUGGCUGUCAAGUACAUCUUCUUUGAGCAGGAGGUAGAGUCCACGCUUUCUCUGAAGAACCCCAUCACUAUGUCUGCCCCAUCCCUGACCCAGCGACAGCCCACUGAAAGCUGCCACAGGCAAGUGCCACCUGCACCCAGGUGCCUGGAAAAGCCCCCCAGCAUUGCUGCCUUGACACUGGUCAAGAAAGAGAAAGAUGAGGUCAUCAGGCCACUGUCAUCUUCAGCCACUGAUUCUCAGGCAAUGAGCAUGUUUGUGGUGGGGAAUGAAGAGGAAGAGCUCAAGGCUGAAUCUCUGCAGCUCAGCCUCCCCCCACAGCCCAGGAGCCUGGACCAGUGUGUGGCCAUCCUCAACAAUCCUGAACUUGGACCUCGUUCCCUGACCGACACUGAGGUGAUGCUGCUGGUGAACUCCAAACAUAUCCCUAAAUACAAACUGGAGACCAUGAUGGAGAGACCAGAGCGAGGAGUGGCCAUCCGCAGACAGAUGCUGUCUUCAAAGCUUCCUUCCCCUUCUGCACUCUCCACCCUGCCGUACACGGACUAUGACUAUUCCAAGGUUAUGGGUACUUGCUGUGAAAAUGUGAUUGGCUACAUGCCCGUACCAGUGGGCGUGGCUGGACCUCUGCAUUUGGACGGGAAGCAGUUCCAGGUUCCCAUGGCAACAACAGAGGGCUGCUUAGUAGCCAGCACCAACCGUGGUUGUCGCGCGAUUGCUCUUGGAGGUGGAGCCAGCAGUCGUAUCCUGGCUGACAGCAUGACACGAGGACCUGUCGUGAGGAUGCCCUCGGCCUGUCAGGCUGCUGAGGUGAAGGAGUGGUUGGAGAGCAUGGAUGGUUUCCAGUCUGUCAAGGAAGCCUUUGACAACACAAGCAGGUUUGCUCGACUCCAGAAGCUCCUGGUCGGCAUGGCUGGUAGAAACCUCUACAUCAGAUUUCACUCCAAGACUGGAGAUGCUAUGGGGAUGAACAUGAUCUCUAAGGGCACAGAGCAGGCUCUGAGCCGACUGCAGCAGUACUUCCCAGAGCUGCAGGUGGUGGCCGUGAGUGGAAACUACUGCACCGACAAGAAACCUGCUGCCAUCAACUGGAUCGAAGGCCGGGGCAAGUCUGCUGUCUGUGAAGCCACCAUUCCUGCCAAAGUAGUCAGAGAGGUUUUGAAAACAACAACAGAGGCUCUGGUGGACGUGAACAUUAAUAAGAACCUCAUUGGAUCAGCCAUGGCAGGGAGCAUCGGUGGAUUUAAUGCUCAUGCUGCCAACCUUGUAGCUGCUAUCUACAUCGCCUGUGGACAGGACCCGGCCCAGACUGUAGGCAGCAGUAACUGCAUUACUAUAAUGGAGGCCACAGGGCCCACACAGGAGGACCUGUACAUCAGCUGCACCAUGCCUUCCAUAGAGCUUGGUACUGUGGGUGGAGGAACCAACCUACCCCCACAACAAGCGUGCCUGCAGAUGCUGGGUGUACUGGGAGCAAGUCAGGAGUGCCCAGGGGAGAACGCUCGUCAACUCGCCAGGGUGGUUUGUGCCACAGUAUUGGCUGGAGAGCUCUCACUUAUGGCAGCUCUGGCUGCUGGACAUUUGGUCAAGAGUCACAUGACACACAACAGGUCUAAGGUAAAUCUACAGGAGAUUGCAGGAACAUGCAACAGAAAAGCUUCUUGAGAUUCUGAAUGCAGCUCUUCAUUGUUGUGCCCAACGAACAAUGGUCUGAACUGUCAGACCAGUAAAACAUGCACAUUUUUGAAAGUGACCAACUUACACUGCUGUAAAACAGACGUCAAACGUCCUCAGAAUAGUAAACCAGGGGCAUUGUGUGAUCAUUCUCUUUGCUCCAGUGGAACCUAAUCCAACUGGUCUGAUUCAUUUUCUGUAUCUGGUUUUAUAUUGUGUACCAAACAAUGAGGGAUAGAGGUUAAAUAAGGACUGCUUACCUUUUUUGCACUUUCACCAGUGGAAUUAAAUUAAAGGCUCACACAGAGGAGAUUCUGCAUCACAUCAUUUCAGAUUGUGAAAAAGUGGCAGAACAAUAUAGUCUAUCAAGACUACUUUGAAGGUCCAAAAUGCAGUACUGCACCACCACAAGCUGGUGCUGUUAGAGCAAGUAUGACUAUAAUAAAUGCGUCAAGUAGUAGUCCAACAGAGAAAUAGAAAAUCAGUAUAGCCCUGAAUAAGGAACAGUGUUUAUGGUACAGAUCCCAGCCUCCAUUUAUAACACUAUCUUCAGUGUGUCUUCUGAUACUGUUACAGUAGGUCAUUGUGAUUUUCACAUCAUAAUCUGCACAUCCAGAACACAUAAAAAAUAACAUGAUAUUGGACUUUUUUAAAUCUGUGAAAUAAAGGAAAGGGUCUGGAUAUUCCUGCCGUACUCAAACAAAACACCAGGACUGGUGGCUGACAAAACAGAAGAAGGAAGAAACAAAAGGCAGAGUAAAACAUGACUCUUUAAGCAUUCUCUUUUGUAUUCUUUGUCUGAAAAUUGCAUAUUGGAUCUUAACAUUUUGGUUCAGCCACAAAGAAAUAUGUGCCCAUGUCGAAAAGGCACAAAGCAUCAAAGUAUAAGGGCAGUGCUCUAUAGAAAGCCAUGUUUUGAAAAAAAAAAAAAAAACUGGUCAUGUGCCUAAAAUGGAGAUCUUAGGAAAUCUUAGAUCUCCAGCUGAUUUAUAUCUUGGACUUUGAUCUGUGGACAACAACAGGUUGAUCUUGUCAUGAAACAUGAAGUUAAAUUAUGUUUUGUGAUCUAUAAAUACUGGUUGACCUAUAAAUAGGGAGGGGCUGUAAUUUACUAUAAGUAAAUGAAUCUACUAAACUAAUUCUAAUAAUGGACACCCAGAAGAAGAGGUCAAUAUAAUGACUCAAGUCUAUUCCAGACUGCUGUGAUACCACUCUUUGUUGAGGCUGUAACUUUUCUGUUAUCAUACUCAUCCAAUCAAAACUGUACAAACCAUUCACAAAAUGUGAUUUACUGCAAUGUGUGCUGUUUGAAUCCACAGCCUGGUAAUGGUAGGAUAUUUUUGAUACCUAUUUUUAAUAAAUGCAAAGAGACAUGACAGG
Molecule: messenger RNA, 4041 nt
Organism: Cynoglossus semilaevis (tongue sole)
Lineage: Eukaryota; Metazoa; Chordata; Actinopteri; Pleuronectiformes; Cynoglossidae
Gene: hmgcra
Product: 3-hydroxy-3-methylglutaryl-CoA reductase a
Exons: 19
Coding region: 1-2652 (883 amino acids)
Biological process (GO): isoprenoid biosynthetic process; sterol biosynthetic process; coenzyme A metabolic process
Cellular component (GO): endoplasmic reticulum membrane; peroxisomal membrane
Molecular function (GO): protein binding; NADP binding; hydroxymethylglutaryl-CoA reductase (NADPH) activity
Source: RefSeq, a predicted model, not a curated record